CCUCGCGACAGCCGUUUGUUUCCAUGGAGCGAUCAGAUCAAGCUUACGGAUUAGUGAUCAACUUGUUUGUUAGCCGCUUAGUAUUUUUCCCCCUUUUUGUAGACAGAUAGCUUUGGUGAUGUCUGGAUAUAAUCCCGAGACUCUGUUUUCAUUUGAGUUUUUGGUUAAAAAUAUACGACUGGAGAGACACUGUAAAGUGUACCACGAGCUAGCUCUUGGGGUCCGAUUACUGGAUUUUCCAACGCUGCUAAUUUAUCAGUCUCAGCGGGGCGGUUGCAGCAUUAACCAGCCGCAACAGAAAGAAGAGGAUAAACUGGGAGAAUACGUUUUCAACAGAGGGAAGUCUUGUUUCUUCAAAAUGAACCUGAGCUCACUGCAUGUCCAUCUCUCUAACACACCUCUCUAUGCUAUGGUGUUGGAUAUGACAGAGGAAACCCCCAGAUUAGUUGGCUCUUCUCUGAUAUCUCUGGCUAAAGCAAUGGACAGAAUCAGGCAGGAUGUAACUGAACAUGGAUUCCCCAGUCCCUCUUGUCACAGAGAAUGGGGACUCACUGGUAUAUGCAACCUUGCAGGGGAGAGAAUUGGAAAAAUAUCCCUGAGUUAUAAACUGGUUUGUCUUGGAGCAAGUUUACUGCCACAUAUCACAGAGAUCAGGGCAUCUGAAAGUACAGAUAUGCCAGGAGGACAAGAACAAGAGCACGACAAGGAGAAAAACAAAUCUGCAGCGUCACAACCUCUUGGCUGUUCACCCACACUGGACAAGUCAGAGUUAAACUACCAAACCAAUGACUUUUCAGAAUGCAAAAUCUUGUUAAAUGAAGACAAGCAAAGUGAUGCUGUUCAUGUUACAGCUGAAAGUCAAACUGAAAGCAGUUUUAAGGAGGAUUUCACUGUAUUCUGCCCCCCUCAUCUUUACUAUAGUAAUACUGCACAGGAGAGGAGCAUCAAUAAAAAAAUAGAUUACAAAAUGCUGAAUCUAGACUUAAAAGCUUUCUCAUGUGAAGAUUCAUGCUCUGAGGAUGAAGAAGAUAAAAAGGAAGUUAAAGGUUCAAGCCCUGAAGCGGUACACCAGACAAUGACACAGAGUACACAAUUGUCAGACAAACAAGAGGCUAAGGCCGUAGCCCCAAAUGUCCUCAGGGAAGCCUUAAGACAGUUGCCUCUGCUAAAUGCUCUUGUUACUGAACUGUCACAGCUGAAUGGUGAGAGCCCUCAUCAGUCUUUCACUGCUGAUCCCAGUCAGGCUUGGGUUUACAGGCCUGCUUCACCUGGACUUAAAAAGACACGACAGGCACAAACUCACUCCCUGCACAAAACUAGACAGCGGACUGGUACCGAUUUUAAAAUACAUUUACAACCCCCCAUAAACCGUUCUACACCCAUAGCCAACUCUGCAUCUUUAAAAAUGAAAGACCACCAAGCAGAUGCUACAAAUGCCAGUAAAUUUCACAGGAAGAAGCUCAUGUUUGGAACAACUAAAACAUUUAAUCUAAGACUGAAGCAAAUUUCUCCACUCAAAGUAAAACAUAGAGAAUGCAUGGAGUUAAUACAGAACGAAACACCGCCACGGACAGCCAAAGGAAAGGCAAAGUCAAGCAGGAAGUGCAGCAAGAGAAAAUCAGUAUUAAAUCGGAGCCCCAACCUCAAUGAAAAUAUUGAGACAGUGAUAGAACGUGUCAGGCUGGACUCUGUGCCACAAGAAACAAUCACAGUGAAACAAAAAACUCAGUAUAAACAGGGAGUCUCAGAAAAACCUGUUUCUCAGAGAAACCUGGAAUGUAUUCACAUCCCCAGUGUGGAUAGUGACACUGUUUACCUGAAUAAUGACCAGAAUGAUCAAUCCGAGUCUGAAUCUGAGCAGCACAGUCACAAAAUUGAAUUAACACAAAGCAGCAAACACAGCAGCCCAAAGUCUUUGUUUUCAGAUUCCAGCGUGGAGGGAAAUGCAGAGGCAGACUAUGCUGAUGACUUUGACAGUCUUGAAUCCAGUGAUGCUUACUCUCCUGACCCUCUGAGCAGCCCUGAGCCCUCUAGAGCCAAGACUCCCCUGCCUCCUGUUUGCCUCGACUUCUGCAACUCCAGCCCAAAAUCUGCAGCCAUAAAGAAGAAACCAGUCCUCCUCCCUGUUCCGGUAAAAGCCUCCAGCUCUCCACAUCGAACUCUGAUGGAUACGCACAUUAUCCGACCUCGCGCCUAUACCUCAGCCAUCAGCUUUUUCUCCGAUGAGGAUGACGAGGAUGGGUUGACUUCAGUACAGACUGUCUGCUCUGGAAAACAGAUUGCAAGUAACAAAGUGCAACAAGGCUCUUGUACUGAGACCUUUAAAUCAUCAAGUGGUCAAAGGAGUGAGUCAGUGGAGGACAGCAAUGUCAUUCAAGGAUUAUCUACAGAAUCUGUAGCCUCCCUUGAAGCUCAGGAGGCAGAGGAACUGGAGGACGAGCUUGGAUUUCUAGAUUUCAGAAAGGAGUAUCAACAUAUUUCUGAGCUUGUGGCCAGUAAACUCCCUGGGUACACAAUGUAACAAAAAGGUCUAAUUCCACUAUAUAUGGGAGUUCAAGGUUACACUAUUUAUUCAAAUCGCAUAGAUGAGUUUUACUGUACUGCAAUGUCUUGGCAAUGUUUUCUGAAUAAAAACAAGUUAUCUUCGGU
This is a messenger RNA of Melanotaenia boesemani (Boeseman's rainbowfish), 2649 nucleotides long. RefSeq names its product microtubule associated protein 10 (gene map10). The record is from RefSeq and is a predicted model, not a curated record. Gene Ontology annotation, biological process: mitotic spindle midzone assembly; positive regulation of cytokinesis; cytoplasmic microtubule organization. Gene Ontology annotation, cellular component: mitotic spindle midzone; centrosome; mitotic spindle pole. The transcript has a single exon. Lineage: Eukaryota; Metazoa; Chordata; Actinopteri; Atheriniformes; Melanotaeniidae. Gene Ontology annotation, molecular function: microtubule binding. The coding region runs from base 119 to 2521 and encodes 800 amino acids.